AACCCCUGGUCUCUUCCUAUUGGUCCGUCUGUCGGGGGGCGAUGCUGAUUGGCAGGAUGGAGCAACCUGGAUCCUAGUUGGCGGAGCUCUCCCCGGAUGGAACCUCCGGCCGGGGAGUGAUGGUGGCGGCAGCGAAGAUGGGCCGGGCAGGGAGCAUGGAGGUGGCGGCAGAGGUGGCAGGGGCGGGGCGGCUGGCGGUGGAGGAGGCUGUGGUCUUCAGGGGGCUGUAGGUGGAGGCAUGGCUCGCGCCAGCGGCGGAAACAGCAGCGAGGAGGCCUGGGGGGCACUUCGGGCGCCGCAACAGCAGCCUCGUGAGCUGUGUCCGGGAGUGAACAACCAGCCCUACCUCUGUGAGAGCGGCCACUGCUGCGGGGAGACUGGCUGCUGCACUUACUACUAUGAGCUCUGGUGGUUCUGGCUGCUCUGGACUGUCCUCAUCCUCUUUAGCUGCUGUUGCGCUUUCCGCCACCGACGAGCUAAACUUCGGCUGCAGCAACAGCAGCGGCAGCGGGAGAUCAACUUGUUGGCCUACCAUGGGGCAUACCACGGCGCUGGGCCAGUCCCUUCCAGCUCACUGCUUGACCUUCGCCUCCUCAGCGCCUUCAAGCCCCCAGCCUAUGAAGACGUGGUUCAACGCCCAGGCACCCCACCACCUCCUUAUACUGUGGUCCCAGGUCGCCCCUUGACUGCCUCCAGUGACUGUACCUGCCCUUCCUCAGCGUCUAGCUGUCCUGCGCACUGCGUGGGGAUGACCCUGGAGGGUGUCUCCUCCCACCACAGUGCCCCCCCUCACCAAGAGGGUGAGCCUAGGGCCGGGGCAAGCCCAGCCCACACACCCCCCUUGUGCCGCUAUCGGCGCCUGACUGGUGACUCGGGGAUAGAGCUCUGCCCUUGUCCUGACUCCAGUGAGGGCGAGCCCAGCAAGGAAGAGGGGAGGGUGAGCACUACCCUGCCAGAUCUGGAGGACCACUCUGCUUGUGCACUGCCCCCUGAGACCACACCCCAGGUCCCUCCCAUGGGGCUGAUUUCUAGUGAAGGGGACAUCCUAUGAGUGGAUCACUUGCCCACCAGAAACAACCCUGGUUCCAACUCUUCCAGUCCUCCCUGGCCCCUCCCCGUCUUCCCAGAAUCUGCCUCAAGAGGCUGGAGCCCUGAGGAAAGAGCAGUGUUGGGGCACUGUGCUACUAUCUACCCACCUUUCCCCCAGCCAUACACAGGAGCCUUUGAUCUCAUUAAAGAGAUGUGAACCAGC
Ochotona princeps (American pika) is the source of this 1252-nucleotide messenger RNA. RefSeq names its product WW domain binding protein 1 (gene WBP1). The transcript is spliced from 4 exons. Lineage: Eukaryota; Metazoa; Chordata; Mammalia; Lagomorpha; Ochotonidae. Gene Ontology annotation, molecular function: WW domain binding. The coding region runs from base 239 to 1051 and encodes 270 amino acids. The record is from RefSeq and is a predicted model, not a curated record.